UUGUCAAUAGUUCAAAUUAGUUCCCCCGAGGGCGUUCGCGGUCGCAGCACUUACCUACAUCAAAUUUCUUAAAUAAAUAUUUUCACAAACCAACAUUUGUGCACCAAACAAACCAAUAUUACAAAAACAAACUCUAAACAACGCCACACCAACUCGUCCCACCAGUUCGAAAACUAACCUGCACCAUGCACCGUCUUUGAUGUUUUGCCGUCACUCACCUGUCAAAAUUGAUGAGAAAUUUCCCAAAAAGUUGUAUUAAAAAUGUACCAAAACGCUUGCGGGGCUGCCGCCGCCAGUGCCGGGGGCUGCGUAGGGUCGGAGCGUGAUUGUCACAGCCUCAUAUCCAAGGAGCCCGCAGUGCCUGCUAUAGAGCACGACUACAGCGGAUUCGACAUUGUUAAAGCCACACAAUAUGGGGCCUUCGCGAGGGUUAAGGAGCUGGUCGAUGCAGGAUAUGAUGUCAACCAACGAGACACUGAGACGGUGACACUGCUGCACUGGGCCGCCAUAAACAACCGCAAGGACAUUAUCAAGUUCUUUAUUGAGCGAGGGGCCGAAGUAGACGCCGUAGGUGGUGAGCUGAACGCGACUCCGUUGCACUGGGCCACCCGACAGGGACACUUGGAUGCAGUCGUGAUUUUGAUGAAUGCAGGCACCGAUCCCACGCUUAGGGAUGCCGAGGGCUGUUCGUGCAUUCAUUUGGCGGCGCAGUUCGGGCACACGGCUCUUGUGGCGUAUUUUAUAGCAAGGGGGAUUAGCCCAGAUCUGGCAGAUAGAGCUGGGAUGACUCCUUUGAUGUGGUCCUGUUGGAAGAUUUGCAGCCUCGAUCCUACGAGGUUGCUAUUGACGUUGGGGGCGUCUCCGAAUCUCACUGAUCAGCAAGGGAAUACAGCGUUACAUUGGGCAAUAUUAGCUAGGAAUACUUCGGCAAUAUCAACGUUGAUACUUCAGGGGCAAGCUAGUUUAAAUGUACCUAAUCAUCGGGGGGAUACACCUUUAUCAAUGUUACAGACGCAGUUGGGAGCUAUUUGGAUAGGUUCUAAAGUGGCAGAACGCAUUAAAGAAGCUGUAAAUAGUGGACACUCUAGGAAUAUUUUAAGUAAAAUUACUAAAGAUAAAAGAUUACGGUGGUGGUGUAUGGUCGGUACACCCUUCAUGGCAUUUUACAUCGCCGGUUCGAUUCUAGGCACAAAUUUAAUAAUUUUAAUCAAGCUAUUUUUAUUAGUAUGCUUAUAUAUAGUUUUACAUUACGCCGGUCAAAUUUUAUACGACGAUAGGUUAAUGGCACUUCUACCUCUAAGUAUUUACUUAUCAACAAAACUGUGGAUGUAUUUUACGUGGUUCAUAUACAUAAUGCCGGUCACUGGCAUACUUACAACGGUCGUCUUCCUUAGUAGUUCAGGAAUACUGUGGUAUUGUUUCCUAAAGUCAUGGUUAGGAGACGCUGGAGUUAUAUCAGCCUCACAACAGUUAAGGUUUAGGACUAUAAUCGAAUUAGCUGAACAGGGUUCAGGUGGUUUUGAACCGUCAACUUUUUGUUCGUCCUGUCUUGUUAGAAGGCCACUGAGGUCGAAACAUUGCUCAGUGUGUAAUACUUGCGUUGCUAGGUUCGAUCAUCAUUGUCCUUGGGUAGCGAAUUGUAUAGGUGCUAAAAAUCACAAAUACUUCAUCGGCUUCCUGGGCAGUUUAGUCAUGAUGUGCUGUCAAAUGUUGUAUGGUUCCAUCAAAUUCUGGCAAAACCAAAGCACUUGCAACGUCACAACAUCAGAGGGCUACUGGAAAUUCGUUAUGUCGAUUGGACAAUGUGAUACAUGGGUAGCUUGGGUGGCUGCCAAUACUCUUUUCCAUUGUGUGUGGGUCUUCAUGCUUCUUAUAUGUCAAUUGUAUCAGAUCUCAUGUCUCGGAAUGACUACAAACGAACGAAUGAACCGAGGUCGCUACACAUACAUUCUCAGCAACGGCGGCAAAAGCCCCUUUUCCAAAGGCCCCAUCAAAAACCUGCUUGAAUUCUUCGACUGCACCUGUUUCGGUCUUUUCAAGCCGGAAAAUAAAGAUUGGCUGACGAGUUACGAUUUAGACAAAAAUAUCGAACAUCAGCCACUUCUGAAAAACAAAGAGAAUUUUCAGUAUGUGUAAAUACUGUAGACACAAUAAUCCAAAGAUCCGACUGAGGCUUUUUUCAUAGUGAAUCUGUAAAGUUAGCUCUCUAAGUUAAGAAAACCACCAACAUUCCUUAUUUUGCAGUUUGACUAAAGAUAGUGUAUAUAUUUUUGAGGUGUAAAUACGUAGUAGCGAACACUGCAGUAAAAUGAUCAAGUACAAUAAUUGUUGAACAAUUCCCUUCGGAUAUCACAUACGUGUUAACACUUAAAUUCUAGUCAAUAUGGGUAUGUACUUAGGACGAAUAAGUGCACCUGAAUUUUAAAUAAAUGUCAUUUUAUUCAUAACCACUCCAGUUCCGUAGAGUAGGUUUUCACACGUCUAUUCUAAAUCUGUGUAAAUUAGGUUUAACGGUUGUGGAUAAAAUAUUGAAUUGUUUGAAAAUAUGCGAGUCUUGUGAACGUAGCUAUCGUGAGGAGUCGUGGGAAAUGUCACUUUGUUAUCUAAAGCUUGAUAGCGAAGUCGAAUCUUUAGUUAUAAUUGUGAACCUUUUUAUGUGGCAUUUCUGCUGUAGCCUGCCGGUUACAUUCAAGCAAAACUGUUAAAAGCAAGCUGUAUCAAUAUGGGUAAAUCUUGAUCAUUUAUUUUUUAUAUCACGUUUUUUGUAUCCUUCCAACUUAAGCAAUGUCUGUCUGUGUUUUAGAGACUGUACAUAAUCUAAUUCAGAUGUUGCCGUUCAAAAUCAAAAAUUCUAACGAGUUUACUAGCUUUUGCUAUUGUAUAGUUUCUUUUCGCAUUCGAGUUGAAUAAUUUAAAUAGAAUAGUCCAAAAUACUUGCCUUUUAGCUGUAAACGAUGUAUUUUAUUUGAUUUUUUGUUAAAUCAAAAGAGUAUUUUCAUAUGAUGUGCUUGGUGCUUGCUUGCUCUGUGUGUAAGCUUCAAGUGAAAGUGAAUAUGUCACGUUUUACGAUAUAAACUAUUUACAUUUAAGCACUAUUUGCAUUGAAUUGUAUAUUGUACUGUUAUAUUUUAUAUGUAAUUAUUAUAUUGAUUUAAAUUAUUAA
This is a messenger RNA of Zophobas morio, 3163 nucleotides long. It is a transcript of the gene Hip14, whose product is annotated as Huntingtin-interacting protein 14. Lineage: Eukaryota; Metazoa; Arthropoda; Insecta; Coleoptera; Tenebrionidae. Gene Ontology annotation, molecular function: protein binding; palmitoyltransferase activity. The coding region runs from base 262 to 2136 and encodes 624 amino acids. Gene Ontology annotation, biological process: protein palmitoylation. The record is from RefSeq and is a predicted model, not a curated record. Gene Ontology annotation, cellular component: Golgi membrane. The transcript is spliced from 7 exons.